GGAAACCAAACCAGAUUACCAGAACCGCUUCUUCUUCUUUUGCUUCCUCCGGUAUCAUUCCAGUUUUGCUACCUCCUCACUUCACUCCUCUCAUCUCAUCACAUCUCAUCUCAAUCUUUUGCGCCAUUCCAUCGGAGCUAGCACCCAGCAACUCACGAGCAAGCAAAUCAGGGCUCGGAUCCGGCUGUUGUGCAUGGCCAAGCUGGGGGCUUGUGUUCGUCGUGUGUGAUUGGGCUGCUUGGGUUUAGAUAGCAAGGAGGCCGCAGAGAAGUGGAGAGGACUCACGAAUCACGAUCCAUUUCUAUCUUGAGGGAAUUGGGGAUAGCAAAAGUCAGUGAAAAGUUGGCGUGUUGCACGUUUCACAUUCGCUGUGGGGUAAGCUUUUCUUAUGGAAGAAGGUUUACUGCAGGGCCAGAUGACAAGCAUGGACAAGGCAGCAAAUGUGGUAUUGGAUAUUGAAGGGCUGCCUCAGCAACCUGAUAAAUGCUGCACUGGAAGUCCAAAAAUGACUAGAGCCCUAUCUCGCAAGGGCUCAAAUCGCAUGGAAAGGAGGAGCGGUGAAGAGCAGGAACAAGAUGACUUGGUGAAGAAACUUAUUAUUAAGGUUGUGCCAUCUCAGUUGGAGCAGCUUAAGAUGCCCCUGGUGCAGAACAAAGCCUUGGUCACUCCACAAUCACAAUGUGCUGCCUGUGCACCUAUUCUAACUGACUCUGGGGAAGGAAGGAACAAGAAGUUUAAUCGACUUACUUCGGUUCACCCCCGGAAAAUCCUACUGUUCUUUGCAACUCUGUCGAGCGUGGGCACAAUGAUACUGAUAUACUUCACGCUCGCAAUCAACGGUGGCAAAGCGGAGGCGUAGUCGUCACCGGAGCGAAACACGACAACGGUUUCAGAAGUGCAUUUCAUAGCUGGAAUUUUCGCUUCUCGUUAUCAGAUUUUGGUUUGUUUGGGAGGAGAGAACUGGAGGAGGAAGCAACAGUAGCAGCAGCAAUGAUGCAGCCAGGCUCUCAUGCCUGACACACAAUGCUGGGAGUGUUGCUCGAUCAGUGCUCCAUUGUCACCUUUGCCUGACCUGAUCUCCCUGAAUUCUUUUGAUCUGUACAUGUAAAUUGCUGUGAGGCCUUUGUUGAGAGGUAGAGAGAGAGAGAAAGAGAGAUCCAUGGAUUGUUGUUGGUGUAAAUGAGCUGGGGCGAAGCUAUCCAUUUCUGCCAUGCGAGUCCCAGCUUAGCUGUAAAAGAUCUGAAGCGAAUAAUUAUGCCUUUGUGGAGUUGCAGUGCAUCUGGGGUUCGGUUCUUGAA
Messenger RNA from Oryza sativa Japonica Group (Japanese rice), 1298 nucleotides. NCBI's taxonomy places the organism in Eukaryota, Viridiplantae, Streptophyta, Magnoliopsida, Poales, Poaceae. The record is from RefSeq and is a predicted model, not a curated record.